UGAGAGGAGAGAAAAAGGGAGAGAAACGCUUGCUCAUCUUCGAGCUAAGCUCCAACCUAGGGUUAGGGUUAGGUUUCCGAACCGAGCAGAAAUUGAAAUCGACCUUCAACAACAAUGGCGAAUCGAACAGACCCACUAGCAAAGAGUAUAAGGGGAACGAACCCACAAAAUUUGGUCGAAAAGAUAGUUCGAUCGAAAAUCUACCAAAACACCUACUGGAAAGAACAAUGCUUCGGUCUCACCGCCGAAACUCUCGUCGACAAGGCCAUGGAGCUCGACCAUGUGGGUGGCACUUACGGUGGUAAUCGCAAACCUUCUCCAUUCAUGUGUCUUGUCAUGAAGAUGCUACAGAUUCAACCCGAGAAAGAUAUCGUCGUUGAGUUCAUCAAAAACGAAGAUUAUAAGUAUGUGAGGAUACUUGGGGCGUUCUAUUUACGUCUUACAGGAACGGAUUCCGAUAUCUACUUGUACCUAGAGCCAUUGUACAAUGAUUACCGAAAGCUGCGUAUGAGGAAGCCGGAUGGGCAGUAUUUGCUGACUCAUGUGGACGAGUUCAUUGAUGAACUUCUGACGAAAGACUAUUCAUGCGACAUUGCCAUGCCCCGUAUUAAGAAGAGAUGGAAUCUUGAGAACAUUGGUGCUCUAGAACCCAGAAGAAGUGCCCUAGAAGAUGAUUUCGAGGAGGAGGAAGAAAAGGAAGAAGAUGAGAUGGAUGUAGAUGUUGAUGAACAUGAAAAGGAUUAUCGCAGGAGUCCUGUGAGAGACAAGGAUAGGAGACGUGAUAGUCACAGACACAGGGACUAUGACCGUGAUUAUGACCGUGAUUAUGAGAGAGAACGUGGAAGAGGGCGAGAUCGAGAUCGAGACAAGGAUAGGGAUAGGGACCGGGACCGAGAUAGAGAUUACCGAGACAGGGAUCGAGACCGAGAUCGUUAUCGCAUCAGAGAUGAAAAAGAUUAUGGUCGUGAUAGGGAUAGGGAUAGGGAUAGGCGUGACAGGGAUCGUGGUAGGCGAAGGAGUCGGAGUAGGAGUCCGGAUCGCAAUGACCGUGAUGGUGACCGUAAGAGGCAUGGUAGGAGUCCGAGUCCCAGAAGGCAUGGAGAUGAGGAUAAUGGUGCACGAGAGGAGUCUAAGAAGAAGAAGAAAGGGAAGAAGGAGAAGAAGGAUGAUGGCACAGACCAUCCUGAUCCAGAAAUUGCUGCAGCUAACAAACUUCGUGCUGAACUUGGGUUGAAACCGUUGCAGUUAUAGAUACAAAUAUGAUUGUACAUUUGUUGUUAGGUUGAAAAAUGUGGGUAAUCUAUGUUUUCUAUGCCCAAGUUGGUUGAACCCAGCAGUUGAUGUUAAAUUGUUAACUCAUCUGUCAUACUUCUGUAUUGUAUGAUUCAUUUCCAACUAGUUAACAUCAAAUUCUGGAGAGUGUAACCUUCUUAAGUAUGCUUUUGGUUAGCCCAUACGCGUUACAUGUUGCACUUGAUGUUUUGUGGAAUCUGCAAUAACAAUCAGCAGUCGACUGUUUCCUGA
Spinacia oleracea (spinach) is the source of this 1524-nucleotide messenger RNA. RefSeq names its product pre-mRNA-splicing factor 38. The transcript is spliced from 6 exons. NCBI's taxonomy places the organism in Eukaryota, Viridiplantae, Streptophyta, Magnoliopsida, Caryophyllales, Amaranthaceae. The coding region runs from base 115 to 1251 and encodes 378 amino acids. The record is from RefSeq and is a predicted model, not a curated record.